UAGAAGGAAAAAGAAAGAAUCGAAUUCUACCGCCGCUGUUUUUAGGUAUUUUCGUUAUAAUAUAUACCUAAUAUGAUGUCUCGGGAGUGUCGUCGUCAGUCAUUUGUUUGGUAUUAUCUCUCCCCCCUCGCUCGCUCGCUACACUACCACCCCGCGAACGCGACGAUUCUGUAUAUAUAACGGCGUUCGAACCUAUUUUAGCCGCCAUUCGCCCGUUGAGCGUCGUCACUGCGUCGCGCGUCGUGCGUGUUUGUGUACAAUUUAAUUUCGUGUUUUUAUAAAAACAUAUAUAAUUAUGACCGGUCGCGGUAAGGGAGGCAAAGGUCUGGGAAAGGGAGGAGCUAAGCGUCACAGGAAGGUACUCCGUGAUAACAUCCAAGGUAUCACCAAGCCGGCCAUCCGUCGUCUCGCCCGCAGAGGAGGCGUCAAGCGUAUCUCCGGUUUGAUAUACGAGGAGACUCGUGGUGUCCUCAAGGUGUUCCUCGAGAACGUGAUCCGCGACGCGGUCACUUACACCGAGCACGCCAAGAGGAAGACCGUCACUGCUAUGGACGUCGUCUACGCUCUGAAACGUCAGGGCCGCACCCUCUACGGUUUCGGUGGUUAAGUCUACCAUCGCCGCGCCGGCGUCAUCGCCCACCUCGUGUGUGUGUCGGUCGAAAGAACAACACACAAAUCAAAAAGGCCCUUUUCAGGGCCGCAAAUGGUUCACUGUUGUUUUACAAAAUGUUUCACGAUAUUACGUCGAUACUAUAUAAUAAAUAACACCUCAAUAAUAUGUACAAAUUACGAAUAUACCCAGCCGAGUGGGUGGGUAAAGUUGCUUGUGAUCAUCGAGGCCCGUAGGGCGCCGAGACGCGUCGGUGUAGGCGUCUCAACUAAACACAACCCCUUGCAUACGGUAACUUACUCACUCACUCAUAAUAUAAUAUUUUAUAAUUAGUCAGUCAAUUCUAUGUUAUUUGGAUACCCUAUAAGUAUACAUAAUAAUAUCUAGUCCUUAUGUUAACGAAUCUAACUAGUAAGGUGAGCGAGACG
Messenger RNA from Pectinophora gossypiella (pink bollworm), 1038 nucleotides. RefSeq names its product histone H4. Gene Ontology annotation, cellular component: nucleosome. NCBI's taxonomy places the organism in Eukaryota, Metazoa, Arthropoda, Insecta, Lepidoptera, Gelechiidae. Gene Ontology annotation, molecular function: structural constituent of chromatin; DNA binding; protein heterodimerization activity. The transcript has a single exon. The record is from RefSeq and is a predicted model, not a curated record. Gene Ontology annotation, biological process: nucleosome assembly. The coding region runs from base 296 to 607 and encodes 103 amino acids.